Molecule: messenger RNA, 784 nt
Organism: Drosophila mauritiana
Lineage: Eukaryota; Metazoa; Arthropoda; Insecta; Diptera; Drosophilidae
Gene: Sgs3
Product: salivary glue protein Sgs-3
Exons: 2
Coding region: 20-631 (203 amino acids)
Source: RefSeq, a predicted model, not a curated record
GAAGAAUUAAGUGACAAACAUGAAGCUGACCAUUGCUACCGCUCUAGCGAGCAUCCUGCUUAUUGGCUUCGCUAAUAUUGCCAACUGUUCGGAUUGUGGAUGCCCCACAACCACAACUACCUGUGCGCCACCCACGAGACCUCCAUGCACGAGUCCUACCACUACCACAACCACAACCACAACUACCUGUGCGCCACCCACGAGACCUCCCACCACAACCACAACCACAACCACAACCACAACUACCUGUGCGCCACCCACGAGACCUCCCACCACUACCACUACCACAACCACAACCACAACUACCUGUGCGCCACCCACGAGACCUCCCACCACAACCACAACCACAACCACAACUACCUGUGCGCCACCCACUAGACCUCCCACCACAACCACAACUACCUGUGCACCCACCACUCGUAAGACCACCACACGCAAACCAAAACCCCCCAAAACACCUAAGCCCACCACCAAAAGGCCGUGUGGUUGCAAGAGCUGCGGUCCUGGAGGCGAGCCUUGCAAAGGAUGUGCUAAGAGGGAUGCACUGUGCCAGGAUCUCAACAGCUUACUCCGCAAUCUGGAGCGCCGGGUCCGUCAAUGCGUCUGCGGCCAACCGGAUUGGUUGCUGUGAAGCGCCGAAGGAGCGCUCUACCCACUCCCGUACUAACCGAUGUGACUGCACCCCAGCGAAAUGCAUUUUGUGGGGGAGCUCGGCCAGGACUUUGACUCCGCUUUGUUUUAGUUAUCAUCAAUUAUAAAAAUAAUAAAAUUAGUUAGACUGCAU